Messenger RNA from Doryrhamphus excisus (bluestripe pipefish), 1195 nucleotides. It is a transcript of the gene cenpo, whose product is annotated as centromere protein O. Gene Ontology annotation, cellular component: kinetochore; Mis6-Sim4 complex. Lineage: Eukaryota; Metazoa; Chordata; Actinopteri; Syngnathiformes; Syngnathidae. The record is from RefSeq and is a predicted model, not a curated record.
UAAGGUCAAAAAAGGUUGGUACAUUUUCAAGUAUCGGCAUCUGAAAUAUUGGCUAUGCACUUACUUGGUAUCGAAUUGUCACCGGAAUUGACAGUAUUGCCCACUUCCGGGUUUUUUGUCGAGGUGGGAGGGAGGUGGAUUUUUCCUGGUUUGACGACAAGCAGCCGCCAAAAUCAAACAUUUGUCAGCGGAGCGGCGACAAAGAUUCACCAUCCGGGGAACGUUUGUCAUCCAAAAUCAAGAUAUCGACUUGUUACAGGAUGGAAGCGCCGGGAGGUGUUCUAAGUCAGCUGUGUGCCCUGGAGGUGAAGGCGAGGAGCCGGAAAGCUCAACCCAGGCAGCGGAGUCGAGUGAAGGAGCUGAGGGCCCGAGUGGUGGCGCUGACUGCCCAGAGAGACCUGCUGAGGGCGGACAUCCAGGCACUCAAGGAUAUUCAGAAGCGCAGGACGCGGCUGGAAGAGCGAGGCGAUGGUGAUGAGGACGGAGCAGAGUCUGAGGAUCCCGAGAAGUCCCAACUUGUGCAGCUGAUGGCCAGGCAAACCCAACUGAAGGAGCUUCUGCACGCUCAUCACGUGAUCGGAGGCUAUGACGUUGUGCAAACCCGCCAGGGCAAAGGCAUGUGCGUGACGCUGACGACGGCCUACGAGGGCACGUACUUGGACUCGUUCAACCUGGAGAUAGAGCUGAAGCCGACGCUGAGGAUCAGUCGCCACAACGUGCCCCCGUUUAUUCCCCUGAGCAGCCUCGGUGACUUGCAGGCUGACAUCAGGGGCUUCCUGGACGCGCUCGGGACACAUUUGAACGCCUUCGCCGGACGCAAGCAUCAGCUGAGGCUUGUUAAGGAGCUGCACACGUCCGUCCAGGUGAUGGAGAGCAAUGUGUUGUGUUCCAUUCUGGUGCUGAUGCUGACCGUGCCCACAAAGACCACGGCCCUGCUCUGCUCCAUGGACUACACGGACCACGCAAGAUGUCUGCCCACACGCGUCCGCUUCCACUGCCAAGACGAGGAGCUUCCGGAUUCUCCCGAGUGGAAAAACAACACCAGCCUCCUCAUGGAGACUCCGGUCCACAAAGCUUUGGCCACCAUGAAGAUGAUGGGCCAUAUUGUUUAGUUAGCGCAGCCACCCAGUGCAUUGGUGAUAAUAAAAUAUUCUGUUGACUCCUCUAAAUAGGUUUCUCCAUCAGUUCCAUUUGG